AUGAGCUUACUUAAACCUCUUGCAGUUCUAAUACUUUUGUGGCUCGAAAUCACUACGCCUUCAUCGAGCGAAUUAACGUACGCGCCUACCAAGGUAGAAUGUCCGAAUGAUUUUGGGAUUCGACAAGGACGCCAAUCGAUAGGCAGCGAGGAAAGAGCGUACAAUGAGGGAAGGAGAACCAAAGUUCUACCGUAUGCAUAUCAUCAAUACUUGGAUAAUCUGAACGCUUUCAUAGCUUCAAGUAGAGAUAAGUCUUUAGUACUUCCCAGCUAUGUUACUCGAAUACUUUCUUCAAAAAACGAAACAGAAUUACCAAGGCUUUCCAUAGCGGUCGGUGGGGGCGCUUAUCGAGGCGCCAUCUUCGCGGCCGGGAUCCUGAAUACCUUGGAUGGAAGAAAUGCCAGUUCGGCCGGUACUGGGAUCGGAGGUCUACUGCAAACUGCCGAUUACAUCACUGGGCUUAGUGGAAGCGCCUGGCUUGUGGUCUCAUGGGCCGAGUCUGAACUCGCGCCUCUCUAUGAUCUCGUACUCGGUGGCACGGGUAGCUCAAGCCGGAGAGUAGGUUGGUUCACCCAAUACAGUCUUUUUGAUAAAUUCUUCCUGGGAACAAAAUAUUGGUCAAAAAUACUGGACCAAGUAAUUCAAAAAGGUCUUGCCGGUUUCCCAAUAAGUUUGGUGGACUUGUGGGGACGUGUCCUGAGCUACCAUUUUUUAUCUGGAAUAGAGAAGCAACCGCCUGAGUUCUUUGACGGAAACUUUUCACAAGGUCUUGAGGAGUCAUUCUCGGGAUUCCUUGAGUUUCCAAGUUUCAAGAACUAUUCCCAGCCAUACCCAAUCAUCACCACUCUCCCGCUCAGUCAGAGCAAUCCCGGAGAGUUUCCAAGUCCACCUACGUCGACCCAAUAUGAGAUCUCGCCGCACGAAUUCGGUAGUUACGACCCUGUGCUGUCUGCCUUCGUACCUACUAAGCACUUGGGGACCAGAAUGUACUCGGGGAAGCCGAUGGAUCCCAAACGAUGUGCUCUGAAUUUUGACAAUGCGGGAUUCCUCAUGGGAGUAUCCUCUAAUCUCUUCCCUGCAUACAGAAUCCUUUCACGCGCCUUCUUCAAUCUCACUGUUCCUCUGAGCAAGUACACCCCCAAGUCAAUCAACGCCAUCAUUCCUAAUCCUUUCUUAGGCUUGGGGACCGAUGAUUUCCUUCAAAAAACUGAUGAAGACUUGGAGCUUGUCGAUGGUGGCUUUGAAGUCACGCCGUACGCACCAUUACUGGUUGGCGCCCGCCGGGUUGAAAUUAUAUUUGCAAUUGAUGGGACUAGUGACUACGAGAAUUACGCAAAUGGGAGUUCCGUCGUCCGAACUGCCGCAAGAGUGGCACAACUUUCAAACGCCUAUAAAUUUCCUCAAGUUCCAUUGGACGUUUCAACUUAUACCACCGAAGGUCUGGUUCAUCGUCCCACGUUUUUUGGUUGCGACGAGCCAGUUGAUGUACCGCUAGUCAUCUGGAUUGCCAAUUCGCCUCCAAUCGAUCUAUCCACCGGACUCACCAACACGUCCACCGUACAACUAUCAUACCCCCAAAACCAGACUCGCGCGAUGAUGAACCAGGCCGUCGAAACUUCUCUAAGAGGAUUCCCUUCGCAGAGUCUGAUCCAGAAGAACAUCUACCGAGAUCCAUUGUGGCCGAUUUGCUUAUCAUGCGCCGUGACUGACAGAGCUCGUGCUAGAAUGAAACAGGAUCGGACCGGUCUCUGUAAAGACUGCUUCACUCGUUAUUGUUGGAAAAGUUCUUGA
Puccinia graminis f. sp. tritici CRL 75-36-700-3 is the source of this 1791-nucleotide messenger RNA. RefSeq lists its product as uncharacterized. The coding region runs from base 1 to 1791 and encodes 596 amino acids. NCBI's taxonomy places the organism in Eukaryota, Fungi, Basidiomycota, Pucciniomycetes, Pucciniales, Pucciniaceae. Gene Ontology annotation, molecular function: A2-type glycerophospholipase activity. Gene Ontology annotation, biological process: glycerophospholipid catabolic process. The record is from RefSeq and is a predicted model, not a curated record. Gene Ontology annotation, cellular component: cytosol. The transcript has 8 exons.